AUGAGUUCAGAGGAGAAGAGUAUAUCUCCAGCUCAUAAAACAUCUACUCCGUCACAUAGGAGUGCCUCCUCUUCAUCAUCGUCUCAGAGGGACAGGAGGCAGAGUGUUCAUAUUUUGGAGAGAAAGGCUUCUUCAGGAAGCACAGACCCUUCUUUAAGCAAGCAGUUCCUUGAAAGCGACUCUAUCUCCCUAUCUAAGGAACCUGACAGCUGGGAAAUCAUAGAGGGUCUGAAAAUAGGCCAGACCAAUGUCCAGAAGCCAGACAAACAUGAAGGUUUCAUGCUGAAAAAGAGAAAAUGGCCUUUAAAAGGUUGGCACAAGAGGUUUUUUGUCCUGGAUAAUGGAAUGUUGAAAUAUUCAAAGUCACCAACUGAUAUACAAAAAGGCAAAGUCCAUGGGAGCAUUGAUGUUGGUUUAUCAGUUAUGUCUAUAAAAAAGAAGGCUCGUAGAAUAGAUCUUGACACGGAAGAACACAUCUAUCAUCUGAAGGUGAAGUCCCAGGAUUCAUUUGAUGCAUGGGUUUCAAAAUUACGCCACCACCGCCUGUACCGUCAGAAUGAGAUUGUGAGAUCUCCGAGAGAUGCUAGCUUUCACAUAUUCCCUUCAGCAUCUACUACAGAGUCUUCACCGGCUGCUAACGUGUCAGAUGGAAAGGUUCAGCAAAAUAGCUUCCCCUGGCAGCCUCCUAUACCUUGCAGUAAUAGCCUUCCUGCCACCUGCACUACCGGUCAGAGUAAAGUAGCAGCCUGGUUGCAGGACUCUGAAGAGAUGGACCGAUGUGCAGAAGAUCUUGCUCAUUGUCAGUCAAAUCUUGUGGAACUCAGUAAACUUCUUCAAAAUUUAGAAAUACUGCAGAGAACUCAGUCAGCACCAAAUUUCACAGACAUGCAGGCUAACUGUGUAGAUAUUUCAAAGAAAGACAAGCGGGUCACAAGACGAUGGAGAACAAAAAGUGUCAGCAAAGAUGCAAAAAUCCAACUUCAGGAAGGGCCGGCACCGAAGGGCCAGUUCAGCACAACACGACGCCGGCAGAGACUGGCAGCUGCAGUGGCUACAACAGUCCCUUUUAGUGCUACAAUGUCACCUGUUCGUCUGCAUUCAUCCAAUCCCAACCUUUGUGCAGACAUUGAAUUUCAGACUCCCCAAAGCCAUGUAACAGACCCCCUGGAGUGCUCCACUGAGUACAUGAAGCUUCAAGAAGAAUUCUGCCUGAUGGCACAAAAAGUGCAUUCUCUUUUGAAGUCUGCCUUUAACAGCAUAGCUAUAGAGAAGGAGAAGCUUAAGCAGAUUGUUUCAGAGCAGGACCUUACAGGCCACAACACUCAAAUAUCACACCUCAGACAGUCCCUCUCUCAGGCUCUCAACCAGAAUGCUGAACUAAGAAGUCGCUUGAACAGAAUACAUUCAGAAUCUGUUAUUUGUGAUCAGGUUGUCAGUGUAAAUAUUAUCCCUAGCCCUGAUGAGACAGGUGAACAAAUUCAUGUCAGUUUGCCAUUGUCUCAGCAAGUUUCUAAUGAGAGCAGGCUCUCUAUGUCUGAAUCUGUUUCAGAGUUCUUUGAUGCACAGGAAGUGCUUCUCUCUGCCAGCUCGUCAGAAAACGAGGCUUCUGAUGAUGAAUCUUACAUCAGUGAUGUGAGUGAUAAUAUAUCUGAGGACAACACCAGUGUUGCAGACAACAUUUCUCGGCAAAUUCUUAAUGGUGAGCUAACAGGAGGCGCCUUCAGGAAUGGACGAAGAACGUGUCUCCCCGCUCCCAGCCCUGACACCAGUAACAUAAAUCUGUGGAAUAUUUUGAGAAAUAAUAUUGGCAAAGAUCUUUCCAAAGUAUCCAUGCCAGUCGAGCUAAAUGAACCUCUGAAUACCUUGCAACAUCUUUGUGAAGAGCUGGAAUACAGUGAACUCUUGGACAAGGCUGCUGAGACAGAUGAUCCUUAUGAACGUAUGGUUCUCAUUGCUGCUUUUGCAGCAUCGGGGUAUGCCUCUACGUACUUUAGAGCAGGAAGCAAGCCAUUUAACCCAGUGCUUGGUGAAACUUAUGAAUGUAUUAGAGAAGACAAAGGAUUUCGAUUUUUCUCAGAGCAGGUUAGCCACCAUCCUCCAAUUUCAGCCUGUCACUGUGAAUCGAAGAACUUUGUGUUUUGGCAAGAUAUCAGGUGGAAAAACAAAUUCUGGGGGAAAUCAAUGGAAAUUCUGCCAGUUGGAACCUUGAAUGUGACUCUUCCAAAGUAUGGAGACUACUAUGUCUGGAACAAAGUCACUACUUGCAUACAUAAUAUUCUUAGUGGAAGGAGAUGGAUUGAACACUAUGGAGAGAUAACUAUCAGAAACACAAAAAGCAGUGUGUGUAUUUGUAAACUCACAUUUCUCAAGGUGAACUACUGGAAUUCAAAUGUAAAUGAGGUCCAGGGUGUUGUGAUAGAUCAGGAAGGGAAGGUGGUUCAUCGCCUUUUUGGGAAGUGGCAUGAAGGCCUUUAUUGUGGUGUUGCACCUUCAGCCAAAUGCAUAUGGAGGCCAGGCUCCAUGCCAACCAAUUAUGAACGUUAUUAUGGCUUUACAAGGGUUGCUAUUGAGCUCAAUGAACUAGAUCCAUUACUGAAAGAUCUUCUUCCUACAACAGAUGCACGAUUCAGGCCAGACCAAAGGCUUCUGGAAGAAGGAAAUAUAGAAGCAGCAGCAUCCGAGAAACAAAGAAUAGAGGAACUCCAGAGAGGUCGGAGGCGAUAUAUGGAAGAAAACAGCAUUGAAUAUGUACCCAAAUUUUUUAAAAAAGUUAUCGAUGCCAAUCAAAGAGAAGCCUGGGUUACCAAUGACACCUAUUGGGAACUGCGAAAGGAUCCUGGCUUCAGUAAAGUAGAAAUUCCUGUACUUUGGUAAACUGAGAAUGUACAUCUAGUAAACAUAUCACUCUGAA
Molecule: messenger RNA, 2911 nt
Organism: Merops nubicus (carmine bee-eater)
Lineage: Eukaryota; Metazoa; Chordata; Aves; Coraciiformes; Meropidae
Gene: OSBPL6
Product: oxysterol binding protein-like 6
Exons: 24
Coding region: 1-2874 (957 amino acids)
Cellular component (GO): intracellular membrane-bounded organelle; cytosol; perinuclear endoplasmic reticulum
Molecular function (GO): cholesterol binding
Source: RefSeq, a predicted model, not a curated record